This is a messenger RNA of Populus nigra (black poplar), 1952 nucleotides long. RefSeq lists its product as uncharacterized. NCBI's taxonomy places the organism in Eukaryota, Viridiplantae, Streptophyta, Magnoliopsida, Malpighiales, Salicaceae. The coding region runs from base 214 to 1620 and encodes 468 amino acids. Gene Ontology annotation, molecular function: protein binding. The transcript is spliced from 2 exons. Gene Ontology annotation, biological process: cell-cell adhesion. The record is from RefSeq and is a predicted model, not a curated record.
UCUAAAAAUCCCAACUUUUCAAUUCACAGUUUUGGCACUGUUAAUUGCUUUCACCACCCUCUUGCCUCUCUCGAACCAGUCACAAGUCCACGCCUCUAAAACGAAUUUUCCUUUCCAACAGUCUUCUUCUUCUUCUUCUCUAUAAUUAAGAUUAUUCAAGAACCCACAAUUAAACUAAAAAAAAAAAAAGUAAAUCAGAAGGAAAAGGAAGAAAUGCUCGUGUUGUUGAAUGUUUUGUUGCCAGGGGGUGCUGUUGUAGUUGCUUCAAUGCUUUUUGCGUUGGUAGUCUGGCGAUGUUAUUGUUUCAAAGACCGUAGAGGUAUUGCUGAUACGAUAAGAACCAAUAGAAGUGCAAGCUUGCAGGAUGGGAUUGCAAAGCUUCACCAAGGGAGUCUACAUCAUCAACCUGAUCAAUUAGAAACCAAAAGAAGAGGAAAUUAUUAUGUUUUUCGUCGCGGGGUUCUUACAAGACCUUUGUUCAAUUGGGCUGAUCAUCCGGUGCUUAUUACCGAAGCAGUCGAAAAUGGAUGGUCCAGAUUUGGUUUUACAAGCUACAUGUCAUCUCCUUCCACGCGAUCAUCCCUGUUAGGCUUAUGUGCGGCUGGUGAUUAUGGAAGAGAAACAGAUACAGAGAUAAGCUGGGAAAUUUGUCAAGGAUCAGCUGAUUUCAUGCAAAAGAUAAGGCUGAAUUCUGGGUUAGAGAAGGUUAAUGUAAGCUAUCCUUCUCUGUCUGCUGCUUCGGUAAUUAGAACUACUUUGCCUGUACCAGGGCCUCCAUUAGGGAACUCAUCUUUUCCUCAAGAGGCCUAUUUUGAAAUCACGGUUUUGUAUUGUCAUAGCAAUGAUCAAGAAUCUGUUGGCAAGGCUAAGGAAGGUGAGAGGGCUAAACUCAUUCAAGAAAAAUCUAAUGGAAAAGCAAAUUCGGAAUCUUUAGUACAUGUAAAUAGCAGCCACAGAAUCAGCAAAAUUGAAGAAUUGAAGCUUGCUGGUAAAGAUGAUUGUCAAGGUUCAGCAGUAUUGCUAUCUGUUGGGCUCACUAUUGGAGGCUCUCUUCCUUUGAAACUUCCUGGAAGCUAUCCAGGAUCAAUUGGAUUUAACUCUAAUGGUUCUCUCUAUCUUGAUGGCAUGGAACUUGUGUUUGAAUCCGAGAAAGCAGAUUGGGCAAGAACAGAUAAAGUAAUUGGCUGUGGAUUUGAUCCUAGGCAAAAACAAGUGUUUUUCACAGUAGAUGGAGAGCUGCUACAUGUAGUUCAUUGCAAGUCAGAGGAAUUCGGGACACCCCUUUACCCAGCAAUUGCAGCAAACAAUGAGAUAUUGGUUCUUGUCAAUUUUGGACAAAGUGCCUUUAGUUAUGCACAAGCAAAUGCUCAAAGAACACCAAAUCCUUGCUUCAUUGGCCCUCCUGCAAAAUCCCCUUCUCUGGGCUAUGAGGAUAGUAAAGAGCUCUUCUCAAUGGGAAGAAUUGACUCUCAGUGGCUCAAUAGAAGCACCACCAAUAAGGGCAGUCACGUCAAUGAAGCUAAUAAUCAAGGAGUUGACUUCGAUGACGAAUCUGAGGCUGAUUUAUUUGAAAUUGUCUUGGAUAAUGGUACUGGAAGAUCUCCAAACACCAGGAUUUAGCAGCAAUGCAAGAGCAUCACUAACCAUUUUUUACUGCUGGUUUCCUCUGUUCCGUGUGAGAGUGACAUGUAUUUGCUGUAUGCGGAUGGAUUUCUCGAUGGUUUCAGUCGAUACCUUUUGAAGAAAAACAAAAUCCCAAGCAUUGCUCUUUGCUAGGUAGUUAAAAUCAGAGACAAAAAAUAAAAUAAAAAAUAAAACCCUAUACUAUGAAAUGCAUAGAUAGGAACAGGUUUUUUCAGGAGUAUUUUUCUUUUCUGUUUUUAAACUAUUGUCCAAUGUACAUUUAUGAAUUUGUACAGCGACUAUCAUUUAUAUUAUAACUUAAAAUGCUU